AACGUCCUGAAGCCGAAACUUGACUUCUUGACAUCGUGACGCCAUAUUAUUGCCGUAAAUCGAACGAACAAAAAUAUUUACAUGAAGACAACAAAAAAAUUCUGAGUAAGGAGUGCUUAGGAUAUAUUUGUGAGGUGGGCUAUCUUCUGCAUCUGAAAAUAUAAUCGAUUCAAAAUGAGUUAUCAGAUGCAGUCACCAGCUCCACCAGUUUCGAGGCCAACAUCUCAUGGAAACUAUAGUAAUCCGGCUGACAUGCCUCUUGCAAACCCUAAGGAACAGACUUUGCUUUGGCAGCAGAAUUCCUAUAUGGGUGAUUCAGGAAUUCAUUCUGGGGCUUCCACUCAUGCUCCUCCUACUCUUUGCGGGAAGGAGGAUGAGUUGGAAGGAGAUCCAAUUGUCUUCGAUUGGGAUCAGCCAGGUUUUGGACAAGGCUUCACCCAAGAGCAAGUGGAUGAAAUGAAUCAACAGCUAAAUCAGACACGAUCUCAACGUGUACGUGCAGCUAUGUUUCCUGAGACAUUGGAAGAAGGAAUUGAAAUUCCUAGUACUCAGUUUGAUCCUACUCAACCUACAGCUGUACAAAGACUUGCUGAACCCUCACAGAUGUUGAAACAUGCUGUGGUUAACUUAAUCAAUUAUCAGGAUGAUGCAGAUUUGGCAACUAGAGCUAUACCUGAAUUGGUAAAGCUUCUAAAUGAUGAAGACCAAGUUGUCGUAAGUCAGGCAGCAAUGAUGGUUCACCAGUUGUCGAAAAAAGAGGCGUCACGACAUGCAAUAAUGAAUUCGCCCCAAAUGGUGGCUGCAUUGGUGCGUGCCAUGACUUCUUCGAAUGAUCUGGAAACCACAAAAUGUGCUGCUGGGGUCUUGCACAAUUUGUCACAUCAUCGCCAAGGUCUCUUGGCUAUUUUCAAAUCAAGUGGAAUUCCAGCUUUGGUUAAACUUCUAAGUUCUCCUGUAGAGUCUGUGUUGUUCUAUGCUAUAACCACUCUCCAUAAUCUUCUUCUUCAUCAAGAGGGCUCCAAAAUGGCUGUUCGUCUAGCUGGUGGACUCCAGAAAAUGGUCACACUUUUGCAGCGCAAUAAUGUAAAAUUUCUUGCUAUUGUCACUGACUGUUUACAGAUCCUUGCUUAUGGAAACCAAGAAAGCAAGCUCAUAAUCUUAGCAAGUGGUGGUCCUGCUGAACUUGUCCGCAUAAUGAGAUCAUACACUUAUGAAAAACUGUUAUGGACAACUUCAAGAGUUUUAAAAGUUUUAUCUGUGUGUUCAAGUAAUAAACCUGGAAUAGUUGAAGCUGGUGGAAUGCAAGCCUUAGCUAUGCAUCUAGGUCACCAGAGUCAGCGACUGGUUCUCAACUGUUUGUGGACUCUACGAAAUUUAUCUGAUGCAGCUACUAAACAAGAUAAUGUAGAUGGGCUUCUGCAAGGUCUUGUGCAACUCUUGGGAAGCAGUGAUAUCAAUGUUGUAACGUGUGCAGCUGGCAUUCUCUCCAAUAUGACUUGUAAUAAUCAUCGUAAUAAAGUGACUGUGUGCCAAGUGGGAGGAAUUGAAGCAUUGGUGCGUGCAAUUAUUCAGGCUGGAGACCGUGAAGAAAUUACAGAACCUGCAGUCUGUGCUCUUCGUCAUUUAACAAGUCGUCAUCCAGAAGCUGAAAUGGCCCAAAAUGCUGUUCGUCUCCAUUAUGGAUUGCAAGUUAUUGUAAAACUACUGCAUCCGCCAAGUAGAUGGCCACUCAUUAAGGCUGUCAUUGGACUUAUCAGGAACCUGGCUCUUUGUACUGCCAACCACGCACCCCUGCGAGAACAUGGAGCUAUACCAAGAUUAGUUCAGUUACUCAUCAAAGCCUACCAGGACACUCAAAGACAACGUUCUAGUGUAGCAUCGAGCAAUAGUCAGAUAGCCUAUGUUGAUGGUGUUCGAAUGGAGGAAAUAGUCGAAGGAACUGUUGGAGCCCUACAUAUUCUCGCCCGAGAAGCCCACAACAGGGCUAUUAUCAGAGGACUCAAUGUUAUACCUGUAUUUGUUCAGCUUCUGUACAGUGAAAUUGAAAACAUCCAGCGUGUUGCAGCUGGCGUGCUCUGUGAAUUGGCUGCUGAUAAGGAAGGUGCUGAAAUGAUUGAAGCCGAAGGUGCCACCCCGCCCCUUACUGACCUUCUGCACUCUAGGAAUGAAGGAGUUGCAACAUAUGCUGCUGCUGUGCUCUUCCGCAUGUCUGAAGAUAAACCUCAGGAUUACAAAAAGCGUCUCUCUGUGGAAUUGACCAAUUCACUUUUCAGAGAUGAUGCAGGUCCAUGGACUGGAAUGCCUGCAGAUAUGGAUAUAAAUAUGUUGGGACCAGAGGAAGCAUACCAUGAUCAAAUUUACCAAGGAAGUCAGGGACCACCUAGUGUCCACUCUGCUGGACCUAGGCACAAUCCUUAUACACCACAGGGUUAUGAUCUCCAGGUCCCUAUUGAUUCAAUGCAAGGUCUUGAUCUUGGAGGACAAGUGGGUUAUGGACCUCUGGAUGCUGAUAUGGAUUUGGAUAGUCCUCCCGAUCUCAACUUUGAUACCCUUGAACCCAUGCUUCCCUCUCCCCCACAGAAUGGAGAUACCACACAACAAAUGGCUGCUUGGUAUGACACGGAUCUCUAGAGCUGCAGUGCUUGUCAUCUUCCAUUCUUUUUGAAAUUCUGACUUUUAAAUUUAAUCAAAAAAAAAAAAACUUGUAUCAGUCACACUUAUUUUUCUUGUUUCAGUGUUAGCAGCUUCCUAUAUUUUAUUUUCAGAACUUUUACUUUAACAUUUUUUAUGUACUUAUUAGACUUUAGAUAUGUCUUUGCAUUUAUAUAUAUAUAUAUGUAUGUACUCCACCACUAAUCCUAUUUACUAUAUAAGGCAUCAAACCAAAUCACACCCUAGCUUUUGUAUUAGAGUAACAUUUAAUUCUUGUAUCAGUUAUAUGAAAAGUGAAUUUGGUAAAUAUUUAUUUUCUUAUGCAAGUUGUGUUUGCAGAUACGUACUUUAAUUUCACAUUUUUAACAUAUUUGUUUCAUAAGCUUUUAAGCUAUGAUUUUCUGUGAUCAUCUAGUGCUAGAGAGCACAUUUUUUUUAUACAUAUUAUAUAUAUAUAUAUUAUUUCAUUUUUGAAGAGAUUUGUUAUUUUUACCUUCCGACUUUUACUGCCUCUUCACAUGGACAACCAAAGAAUUUUAGAAAUUUUAAGAUUUGUAAUUGUUGUAUGAAUCCUUUCUAACUAUGAACUUCCAUAUCCUCUCUUUUUAUAAAAAUGCAAUUUAACCAAAGCACUAGCUGUAUGGGUUUUUUUCCCUCCCUUUUUUGUGAAAAGGAAAAGAAAUGAACAUACGUGACAUAAAUAUACAAAAUUAACAAGAAAAAGGUUUGCAAUUUUUGUCUUAUCUAUUUAUUAAAAUUGCAGCUAUUCUUCACUACUAAACAAUUUUAUCUUUUCAUUUGUACAGAUAUGGUUAAUUGUUGGUAUAAUUUUUUAUUCAUAUCAUUUAUAAUAAUGGUGGUAAUAGCAUAUUUGUCGUAGUGUUAUGCAGUAAAUAUUAAAAUGUAUUUGAUGUUUGUGAACUAUUUUUAUUUGUCAGUGUUAUGUA
Messenger RNA from Argiope bruennichi, 3599 nucleotides. It is a transcript of the gene arm, whose product is annotated as armadillo segment polarity protein-like. NCBI's taxonomy places the organism in Eukaryota, Metazoa, Arthropoda, Arachnida, Araneae, Araneidae. Gene Ontology annotation, molecular function: protein phosphatase binding; transcription coactivator activity; alpha-catenin binding. The transcript is spliced from 17 exons. The record is from RefSeq and is a predicted model, not a curated record. Gene Ontology annotation, biological process: positive regulation of transcription by RNA polymerase II; cell adhesion. Bases 175 to 2631 code for a protein of 818 amino acids. Gene Ontology annotation, cellular component: catenin complex; adherens junction.